Molecule: messenger RNA, 4270 nt
Organism: Xiphophorus maculatus (southern platyfish)
Lineage: Eukaryota; Metazoa; Chordata; Actinopteri; Cyprinodontiformes; Poeciliidae
Product: gamma-crystallin M2-like
Exons: 11
Coding region: 3599-4129 (176 amino acids)
Biological process (GO): visual perception; lens development in camera-type eye
Molecular function (GO): structural constituent of eye lens
Source: RefSeq, a predicted model, not a curated record
AGUAGCAGAAACCAGUGGGGUGGGCUGUGGACAAACAACAACAAAUACUUUUUCCUUGUGAUAAAUCCAAUGUUCUAGUUUCCUGCAGCUUUUCAAAAUGUUCUCAGAACGUUUGUUGUUUUAACUCGGCAUGUGUUCAAAUUUGUAGUGUUAAGACUUUUUAGAUUUUUUACGUUGUUGUCAUUGGGGAUGUAACAGCUGUUUGCUCCUGAUGGGAGGCCAGCUGUAAAUAAUUGAGUGGAAGCUGAUAACCUGAUACUCCCUGUGAUGUUCAGCUGCACAGGAUAAAGUCUCAGUGUAGCCAACCAUUUUUAGGAUUUGCUGUGUGAGCAUGUCAAGUGAAGAUCUCCAAGCUCCACUUUCUGCUCCAUCAGCUUGUGUUGUGAGUAUAAAUUUUAACAUUUUAGAUCUGUUGAAGUUUGUAUGAUUUUUUUAAAUUAUUAUUAAACGUGUUUAUCAGAAAACUUAAACUUGAGUUAGUUGCUGUUUUUGGUAAUUCUGUCUGUCUGAGAUCAAGUCUCCUACCUGUUAAACUCAGAACUCCAUUUGCCUUCAGGAAGUAUUCAUACCCUUUCACUUUUCUUGCUCAUAUUUAAUGAGCAGUGGCUAGAAAUGUUGCAGUUUAUUUUUGUUGUAAAUAUUUCAGUUAUAAAGUGUCUUUUUAGCUUUGUAGAAUUUCCUCUGACAGCAAUUACAACAUUUUAUCUUUGAGCCUCAGCACCAGUUAGAUCCUGGCAGUCUCUGAUUCGGUCUAUAUGUUUACUAUUAUUGCAGGUAAAAUAAGCACUAAAUUGCAAAAGAUGUUUGUGUCUUUGUCCCUAUUCCUCUUCCAUUUUGAACACAUCACUAUUUCUUUCAGGAAAUAUUAUAGUUGUACCAUUUACCUGGAAUUCUCACCAGAUGUUGGUAACAACCCAGUAAGUCCACACAUUCAAUUAAAUAAAACUAACUAUAAAUGUUGUGUAGUAAAACAAAAUGACACAUGGAACACAAAGACAGGAAGCCAUUCAGUCUACAUUGGCCACGCUUCAGAAUAAUAAAUUAACAGCCGCUUUGUUCUGCUCGGCACUUCUCUCUGCACAGUGAAGGAUGGUUGUUUAAUCUCCAGGCAACUUCUGACAAACUUUACAGUAUGUAAUUGGUGCAUUACAUAUGUCACUGUUGAAUGUUAGCAACUGAGUGAAAUUUGAAACUUCAACGGAGUCCAGACCUCCAGGAAGCAAUUGUUUCUCAGUAGCUGAGAACCUGGGCCCUCUGGACGAAGCAAAGUGUAGUACAAGGGGCUUGGUUUCAGUCAAGAUAGCAAAAAUGUUCUACAGUAUAUUUAAAAUUUAGAACUGAAAAUCUCCUUUUGCUUUCUUGUAACGAUGGGUGCUUUCAGCGAAGUACAGUUUAUGCUUAUAAAACCCAUUGGGCUUGAAUCACCAUGUAAUUACAAUGAAUCUUUUCUAAGCUGUUUAUGGUUCUAACUCUUACAAAGCAAACACUGAAAUUUUUGAGCCCAUGUGAAUGAGUGCAGGGGAGGGCUUUGGUCGAUCCUUCUCUAUACCCACUUAUUCCUUCCAAGGGUUUAUGGGGGUGAAGCCAUUCUUCAGUGGUCUAUGAAUUCAUUUAGCUCCCAUCAUAGGACCAACACAUUGGACAAACAAGACAACCAAAGAUUCACAUGCCCUCACACUUCAGGGCAAUUUAUACAGUCAGCCUAUCCCCAUCCUGUGUUUCUGGGCUGGGGGAGGAUUCAGACAAAACCUACACACACCAACAGGGAGAACAAGCAAACUCAACAAAGAAAGGUCCAAUCUGGACUGAUGCAUAAACAUUUCACUCUGAAAAUGGAGACAAAGCGACUGAAGAGAGACGUUCAAUUACUCAUAAGUAAUUAUGUUGGUCAGAAGAUCCUGGAGAACUCAUUUGAUCCGAGUGGGAGGGGACGCACAAUGGUGCUUGAUGACUUGGUUCAGUAUGAUCUUGAUGCCUUGUGGUUGAGCAGAGACAGUCGACAUGUGCUUGAUGCAGACAUAAUUGGAGCCAUUUGCAGCUUAGGAAGUCCUCAGCAUCCGAAUCGCUUACAGCGAGAAGCAAUGAUCCUCUCAUGUUUCGCUGGAAUUAUUAUGAGCAGACUGCCAGUGGAGAAAAUCCUGGCUCUGUACAGAUGUAAGCCAGUUGUUUCUUUACCCAGCCAUCAGUCAAAGGGGUCAAUUGUAUGCCCCCUCACUCUGUCCUACCAUCCAUUUGCCAUGCUCAGAUCUUACAAGGCUGUACAACACGCCAAGAGACACAAUCAGAAGCUGAGAAGAUGGCUGUCUGAGCAGGCAAAAGCGAGAGCCCCAAAGAGACCCGUUCCUCCACCAUCCUCAUCUCCGUCUUUGCCCGAGUCCUUUCUCAGCGAAAGCAGUGGUUGUCAUCAGGAAGCAGCUGAGCACUAUGAGGGUUCACAAGAGUCUUUGCAGGACUGAAGCUGCCAUCCAGCUGUGUGACUUUGGUUGAAUGUUCCUCACAAUGGUUUUCUGUAAUUCUGGCCCAUUCCUCCCAACAGCACUGAACUGAUGUAACUGAGUCAGACAUGUAGAACCACUUCACUUACACACACAUGUUCAGCUUUGCUCACAUUUUUUUCUAUGGGACUAUGUUUAAGGUUUUAUGGUCACUAAGAAACAUUUACUUUCUUGUCCUUAAGCCAGAAUGUAACUAAUGCAGAUAAAUAUUUGGCGUCAUCAGUUUCCAUCCAAGUUUUAACAUCUUGGCUAAUGUCUUUAGAUCUUGUUUUCUCCAUACCGUUGUUUUCUCAUGACCCCGUCUACUAUAUGAAGAGCACCAGUCCCUCCACAACAUCAUGCUACCACUUCAUACUUUAAAUUUCAGUUGUUCUUGCAAAUUUCCCCCAAUUAUUUCAUCAUAUGUAAAAAGUGUUUAUGGUCAAACACUCUAAUUUUAGAUUUGUUCAAUGAGAGGACAAACCCUAAAAGAAUUAGGAUCUUUGACGUGCAUUUAGCUUUGAUAUUUUAGUCUAUAAGAAGCAUACGAAGCCAUGACGUCAACAUUUUGUCUUUCCCCAAAGCUGUUUAGUCAGAUUCAGUGUUAAUCAACAAGAAAAAUGUCUGUACUUGUAAAAUAUAUUGGAGCCAAACUUACAUCUACCGUGUGGUCCAAUGGAAGGUUAACAUAACAUGUUUAAACUUAUUCUAUGUAGAGCAAUGAACAAACAGAGUUGUAUAAAUCUGAUAUCAUGUCACCAAAGUCACAUUUUCUGUUGGACUCCACCAGCUGCACAGUUACUGUUGACCUCUGGCAUGUUCCCCAACAAAGAUUAAACUCCUCUGUGUUGAAUGGGUGGAUAAAAUGUGUUCCUGAUGUUGAUAUCAAUAAAGAGGGCAGAGAUGGUCAGUAAUUCGCCUGCUAGGACUUUUGUCCUGAUGAUUCAGGGAUUUUGGUUCUAUGGCCAGGAUCAAGAUUUUUGGCAGUGGUACCAGCUUGUUAAAUCCCAGCUCACUGAAAAAAACAGCUAAAGCGGGAUCUGAGGUUUAUAUAUCAGGGCUCUGCUCCUGCUUUGUGAGACCACCAUAUUCAGCUGGUGACCAGCUCCAGCACUCUUUUCAGGAUGAGCAGUAAGAUUAUAUUCUACGAGGACCGGAACUUUCAGGGCCGCUCAUAUGAGUGUGAUUCUGACUGCCCUGACAUGAACCCACACUUUACCCGCUGCAACUCCAUCAAGGUGGAGAGUGGCUGCUGGGUGCUCUACGAGAAGCCCAACUACACCGGCUACCAGUACGUCCUGACCAGAGGAGAGUACCCUGACAAGCAGCGCUGGAUGGGCUACAACGACACCAUCCGCUCCUGCCGUACCUUCUCCUAUACCGGCGAGGGGCCCUACUGCAUCCGUAUCUACGAGCGGCCCAACUUCCAAGGUCAGAUGAUGGAGUUCAGCGAGGACUGCGAGUCGGUGCAGGAGCACUUCCGCAGCCGAGACAUCUACUCCUGCAAAGUCUUGGACGGCUACUGGACCCUCUACGAACACCCAAGCUUCCGUGGCCGGCAGUACUUCAUGAGUCCUGGCGAGUAUCGCAAGUUCAAUGACUGGGGGGCCACCUGCGCCACCACCGGCUCUUUCCGCAGGAUCACAGAGUUUUAAUCCUUUCAGUUACUGAUAUGAACAACAGAAUGCGCCAAGAGCUGACCUGACGAAGCUGCUGGAUGCUGUUAGAAAAAAAUUAAUAAAAUGAGCUGCUGUAAAUGAUUUUCUUGUCGAUGGUGAAUAAAUGUCUCAAUAUUA